This is a messenger RNA of Lasiodiplodia theobromae, 951 nucleotides long. Its product is annotated as NmrA-like family protein. The transcript is spliced from 3 exons. The record is from RefSeq and is a predicted model, not a curated record. NCBI's taxonomy places the organism in Eukaryota, Fungi, Ascomycota, Dothideomycetes, Botryosphaeriales, Botryosphaeriaceae. The coding region runs from base 1 to 951 and encodes 316 amino acids. Gene Ontology annotation, molecular function: oxidoreductase activity.
AUGUCGUCCACUCCACUCCGCAAGAUCCUCAUCGCAGGCGCCAGCGGCUCCCUCGGAAGCGCGCUCCUUACGGCCCUCUCCAGCAACCCAAACUUCGAGGUCGCCAUCCUCACCCGCGCCUCGUCCACCUCUCGCUCCCGCUUCCCCCCGCACAUUCCCGUCCUCACCGUCUCCGACGCCUUCACCCUGGUCGAGCUGACGGAAGCCUUCCGCGGCCAAGACGCGGUCAUCAACGCGCUGUCGACCGAGCCCGUCACGCGCGACGACCUGGGCAUGCGCUUCGUCGACGCGUGCAUCGCCGCGAGCGUCAAGCGCUUGAUCACAGGCGACUUCGGCGCCGACAAUUUGAACACGGAGGCGCAGGCGACGGUUCCGGUCUACAAGGCGAAGGGGGAGGUGAUCGAGUACUUGAAGAAGAAGACGGAGCAAGGUGGUGUGGGGUUGACGUGGACGGCGUUGGGGACGGGCAGUUGGCUGGACUGGGCUCUUGACAAGCAAUUCCUUAAGAUCGAUGUGCCGGGCAGGAAGGCGAAGAUCUUUGACUCAGGAACACACAAAUUCACCGUCGUUACGGUGGCGAAUGUCGCUCUGGCAACCGCUCGGGUGCUGCUAAACCCUGCUGCGACGGCGAAUCGCUACCUCUUCUUCCAGGACUUUGCAUGUUCGCAGCGCGAUAUCAUCGCAGAGCUUGAGCGGCAAUCGGGCGAGAACUGGGCGAUCGAAAACGUGGUGAGCGAAGAGGAGAUUGCGAAGGCGAGGAGAAUGUUGGCGGCGGGCGACUCCGGGGCCGUGUAUGACUUGCUCGCGAUCAGUUUCGUUGGUGAUGCGAAGGUGCCUAGAGGUACGUGGUUCGAGGAGACGGGCUUGGAGCUAGCGAAUGAGUUGAUUGGAGGCCUGCCGAGGGUGACUUUGGAGGACGUUGUUAAGGAAGCGUUGAAGACGGCACAGUAA